AUGAACACGGCAAAGAAACGCAAGUAUAUUGACGAUUAUAUUCAAUAUGGGUUUGUUUCCUUGCUUAGAGAUAAUGUUGAUCACCCUCAGUGCAUUAUUUGCUAUGAAGUAUUAAGCAAUGACGCGAUGAGGCCUAAUCGUCUUCUGAGACAUUUGUCAACCAAACAUGCCUCUUUAAAGGACAAACCUAAAGAGUUUUUCGCUGCAAAAUCUCAGAGUUUAAAGUGCACGAAGUUAGAUAGCACUGGAUCUGCUGCUCAGUCAUCUCUAAAAGUGCUUGAAGCUUCUUAUGAAUUAUCUCUUCUUAUUGCUAAGGAAAAGAAAAGUCACACUAUUGGUGAAACGCUUGCUAAACCGUGCCUAUUAAAAGCAGCCGAUGUUGCCCUUGGAACUGAUAGUAGAAAAAAGCUAUCACAAAUACCACUUUCAGACAACACCGUAAAACGCCGAAUUGAUGAUUUGGCCAAGGACAUUGGAAACCAGGUCAAACUUUUUUGA
Molecule: messenger RNA, 498 nt
Organism: Diorhabda carinulata
Lineage: Eukaryota; Metazoa; Arthropoda; Insecta; Coleoptera; Chrysomelidae
Product: SCAN domain-containing protein 3-like
Exons: 1
Coding region: 1-498 (165 amino acids)
Source: RefSeq, a predicted model, not a curated record